AAAAAAAACGCCAAUCAUGUUUGCAUGACGAAGACCGCGUCAAGCGCGCCGAGUGCACGGGCGUGCAUUGCGAUUGCGAGCCUGUAGGCAACUUGAAUGGAGGGAAACUGCCCACUCCGAGUGGCACUCGCUCUAAGAAUGAGGCUCAGGCGUUGCAAGUUCCUCAUUUAGCCAGGCAACCGUGGGAUCUUGCAGCUCUCCUAGUAGGCUUCCUCAAUAGUUUUUUUUUUUUACUGCUUAUCAUCAAGAUGCUGCCGCUGGGGGACUCUACGAACGAUAAGAAGGUGCCGACGAUUAUCUAUGAAGACAUGGAGAAUGGAGACUAUGGUACUUUUCUAGGACAAAUGGACAGACCCAAGACCACGACAGCAUCUCAAUAUACUUACCGGAAGUGGCUCAUGCUGACAAUUUUGUCAGUACUUACUGCCAUUAAUCAAGGCAUUUGCUACUCGUAUGCGCCGAUAGCGAGUAUAGUAGAGAAGCGGUGGGAAGAACGAGUAAGUCUAUCAUUGUCCUAGAUGAAGUAUACAAUACCUGACACGUUUGUGUGGCUCAGCUUCAUUCGACAGAAUUGAUCACUGUCUACUUCAUCUCGUACAUUCCGUGUUCGUUUGUUGGCUCAUGGAUCAUGGACAAGAAGGGAUUGCGCUAUGGUGUACUGCUUGGUGGUUUCUUGCAAGCUCUGGGUGCUGGAUUGCGCUACUUCUCGUGUGUUUUCGAUCCAGUUGGAGAGGCUUACGUGACGCUACUGGGUCAGAUUUUGGCCUCAAUCGCGAUGCCUUUCAUGGUCAACUCUCCUGCUGUGCUGUCAGCGAACUGGUUCCCUCCUCAGUUGCGUGCAACGUCCACUAGUGUGGCUGUCAAUGCAAACGCUAUGGGUACAGCGCUCGUGUAUCUCUCAGCUCCUUUCAUCGUCCUUUCCAGCGACGAAGUGCCUUACUGGAAUCUCUACGUGGCAUUGAUUGCCACUGUCUCUUGGAUCUUCGCGCUCUUCUUCUUCCGGUCAUUUGCAAGGACAGGAGUGGCUCAAUCAAUAGUAUCUGAUGUACAACUACGUGACGAAUAUGACUGGAGUCAAUGGGCCACUGCAUUCACACACAGUGGAUUUUGGCACACUGUUGUGGCCUUUUCCGUUGCUGAGUGCAUUCUGAACGCCAUGUGUGCACUUUUGGGAAAGUUUCUGAGUGUUGCCCAUUUUACGAAGGCCCAAAUCGGAAUUGUGGGGUCGAUCUUCAUCAUAAGCUCCUUAAUAGGUGGACAAGUGAUCAGUCAGUACGUGGACAGGAAGAGGAACCACAAGACAGCUCUACAACUGUGUCUACUAUUAACAGCAAUUGCUGUCGCUUCGUUUCGACUGGUACCCAAAGUCAACGUCCAUGCUACGCUGGUGAGUCUCGUGUUCUUAGGAGCAGUUCUUGGACCAUUGCAGCCUAUUGUACUCGAACUCGGAGUCGAGUGCGCAUAUCCAACCAGUGAAGCUACAGUCGCUGCGCUACAACAACUCUGUGGCAAUUUCUUGUCGGCAAUUAUUGUGCCUGGUUUGAGUGCUUUGCGACGGACGCACGUGGAUUCAACGGGUCAUGUGCCACCCAAGUAUUUCUACGCUAGUCCGGAGUGGGUCAUGGUCUUCAUGACAGCAACGACGUUCAUCAUUUUCUGCUUCUUCAAUGGUACAUACAAGCGAUUCGCUCAUGAAGCUGCCACGAACUCCCGAUCUCGCGGCAAAGAGAAUGUUCUCAUUACCAGGACGUCCCGCGCCACGGGGAGUUUCUUCUAGCUCUUCCAGCAUCGCAUAUUUCUCUAACUUGAUAAUGAAAAGUCACGCUGAAGCUCUGGAUCGCUCCUUGUCUGCCUGGUGAAUACGUUACGAGCCAACAAGGCGCGAACAGUCGUGUGUGCAGAGGGAGAUCCGAUUCUUGGAGAUCACAGCAAAGCUCUAAAAGAUUUGGUGGUUGGUUUGGUUUGUUUGUGCGUCUCUCUGCCAUAACUAUUUGACAUCUAGACGCUUAACGGCUCAAAUGUGGUGUUAAUCUAUUGUAACUGGACG
Molecule: messenger RNA, 2047 nt
Organism: Phytophthora nicotianae INRA-310
Lineage: Eukaryota; Oomycota; Peronosporomycetes; Peronosporales; Peronosporaceae
Exons: 3
Coding region: 629-1777 (382 amino acids)
Biological process (GO): transmembrane transport
Cellular component (GO): membrane
Molecular function (GO): transmembrane transporter activity
Source: RefSeq, a predicted model, not a curated record